AUGCGGAGGCUGUCGCUAGACAAAGCCGUCGACAAGCUGGAUGAAUAUGGCCUGUUCAGCGGUUAGGAAGGACAAUCUCAAUCGGAACAGCUAGAGAGUAGACCCCGAAUCUGUCUUGCAUCAGUGGCAAAUAAAAGAAGAAAGUCUACUCUAGGUGGCAGCAGCAGCAGCAGCAGCAAGUCGCUGUGCUGGCAAGCCUGCUAUGAAUCUAGAUGCGGUUUUUUAUGACUCCGGAAAUUUGUCAUGCUGAGUAAGGAGACAGGUGGCGUCUACGGUAGGCAACCACUGCAGCUCAUUCCCUCUCGUCUGCGCCAAAAACUUGUUCCGGUCGAUAUUCCUUCAUCUUCUGAGAAGGUCAUAUGGAAGGCGAUGAAAAACGACAGCGCCGCGCAAUCGUCGUGCUGAUCGACCUUGACGUGGAGAAUAUGCAUUGCAAAUGUGUCAACAUGGUCUGGAAGUGUCCGAGUUUGUGAUGCUAGGACUGGUCGAUACAAAAAUCUGUAUUGCAUGGCCGGGGGAAAACGUGCCUACCUGCAUCCCGAACCUUAAUGCAAGCUUCCGGAUCCAGACAUAUUUCUAAUCCAUAUCGCACCUGCGCUUUCAACUAUGGCAACGAAAAUUUGAUGAGUCAAGAUCAAGCAGAAGUGUUCACAAAACAAGGAGCUGCUGUCUGACGAUUUCGUUUUGUAGUUUCUUGCAUGUUGCUUUGCAACGAGAAUGCGUUCGCAAAGUUACAGCAUGUCUUGCCGACGUGCACUUGGAGGCGUGACUGCAGCGACUCAAAGAGAUUUUCACUUGGAUGACUAUUAUCCACUGCAAUUAAGAAAAAUAGUAGAUUCUCUAGAUCUGGGUCUGGGAAAAUGGAAGUUGUGAUGCUGGCCUUGCAUAGCUGCCAAAUCUUUGUUGCAUGAUGAACACCAGUUGUGCAGCUUCAUCUGGGAUGUGAAAACUCACUCGGUAGUGCGCGCUGCGCAUGAGCAAGCGUUCAUGCUGAAAAGUUGUCCUGGUUGGCUGCACUGACCAGGCUUUCACGCAUCGACGACUGAAUAUAUCCUCAGAAUUCCAGACCGGGAUUACUAGGAUUAGCAUACUAAUUAUUGAUUUGCAUUUCAUAGCUUUGCUCUUACUGCGGGGCAAGCCUCCUGUCGCGAUUUAUUUCGGGUUUUUUUCGAGGCAAGACUGAGCGGCUGAGAGCCCAGUUUCGCGAUGCGUUGACGUACGUGUGGGGAAGGAGAGCUAUGAACAAGCAAACUUCUCAGGGUCGGCGGCAAGAUCAGCUGUCUUCAGCGCUUAAUUUGAUCCAGCUUUUGUACCAUAUGCAUAUACGACUUGCGUUUGCAUUCGGCUGACCGGUGUUCAUCCUUACCGCCCCCUUCCGGCUUGGCGUUAUUCCGUUACUCCGCUUUACAACCAUAAAAAGCAGAGGAGGUGGUGGUAGAGGUAGAGCACAGGCAAUGAUAAACUGAUGCAAGGAUUAUAGUUAUAAUUGAAGUACUUAUGAAUAUGAAGACAUCAAAAUACCACAUAGGUGUUCAUAUUUUUACUGCGCAAUGAUCUUCCGAAUGUUUAUUCACACUGCAUACGUGUUCUCCACAUGGACCACAAGGCCGAGAAUGUCUGCGUGCGUGAGGAAGUAUCAGCUGGAAACCUGUUUGGGCCUGUAAUGCUGGUAAUGGAGAGCUUAUCGGGCUUGUCUUGCUUCCAAACUGGUCCUGAAAAUGCGUUUUUUUUUCCAGACCAAAAUAACGUAGUAUGUAUGUAAAACGCGUGUUGAUAGCUAGGUAGCUGCACCACGAGAACGCACGAUAUAAACUUCUCAUGCUUGGUGAGGGGAGUUUUUUAUUUUUUCGUUUCACUCAUCCAGCUCAACUUCCAGACCAACCAGGGAAAGUUUACAUUUGAUACGGGGCCGACGGGUACCAAUUGCGGUUGAUCGAGUAUGGGGCUCUCAAGCGUUCUUGCGCUCUGAAAUCUCAACUAUUGCGAUGCAUAGGUGACGCAAGAUUAACAAAACUGAAGGGGGGAAGAUUCCGGGUUUUGCAGUACAAACUUAGUUCCGUGUUGUUAAGCGCACCAAAAACUUGUCAUGCGAAGUAGGGUGAUGAUCGCGUGGAGGGGGCUAGUAAAUUUGCAUCACAUCUUCAUGCAACUACAGCUGGGAGUGUAAAGAUUUGAGAAAAGCAUAUCAACUUUGGAUCGGCGAUCUUCGUGGCGGACGAAACUACGGUGGAUUUGCAUGAGCUCGCAUACACCAAACCCUUCGUGGGGGAGGCGCUCAACAAACACGAACGGGAACAGCCGGACAUGGCCGUACCAGCGGCAACCUUGCGCGAGCAUGAGAAAUUCACCGCCAUGGCACUGGACCGCCUGCUGGCAGCGCCGAAUGGGGGUGACCUGCUGCUGGAGAUCGUGGAGCAAAAGGAUGCGUGGAUCAAAGACGAAGAGCGCGAAACCGGAAGUGGACGCCGCCGACUGCUUGCGGUACUCGAUCCAACCGGGCAAGAACUGGCACGGCACGAGUUUCACGAGUUGCAGGAAACACAGCUACAAAAAGCGCGGAGCGAGGACCUAGAUCCCCUUUAGGUCCCCUUCCGUAUCGAUUGCAAAUGGAAGUGCGUCUGGAUUUUUACAUUGUUACUGUCAAACACGAACGCCCCGCCGUGUUGUGCCACAGCUACUGAAAGAAAGUUCGUCAGCAUCAAUUUAAUCAGCGCCGGUCUCAAAAGUAUUUAUAUGGAAUCGAGAGCCUGGCCCUUCUUAUUUUUC
This is a messenger RNA of Amoebophrya sp. A120, 2766 nucleotides long. NCBI's taxonomy places the organism in Eukaryota, Dinophyceae, Syndiniales, Amoebophryaceae. The record is from the annotation of a GenBank genome assembly.